GAGAAUCACGCGUCCGAUCAAUCACAUUUUACCCUGUCGCCCACUUCCGAUCAUCGUGUGGACCCACGAUUACCAUCCGACGGCCCAUAGAGUCUACAUAGGAGAGUCCAUAGACGUGCGGUGUAGUAAAAUAUUGCUGAUAACUGGAUCGGGCUAUGUCCAUUGUAACCCACACACUCUCUCUCUUCUGUAACUCUGAAAUUGGAUUAUUGGCUGAAAAAACCUAGAUCCCGAUCACUGAAUUUGAUGUACGGAGGUUUGAAUUCGCGUUGUUGCUGAGUCUUUGAGACCAAUCAAUGGCGGGAAAGGCGGACUCAGUGACGAUCCGGGUUCCGUACAGGAACCUGAAGGAGGCGGAGCUGGAAAUGGUGGGACUGGACGAGCCUGCUCACAAUCGGAUCGAGCUCAAAUCGAGUUUUUCGCGUCCUUCCUCUUCGUCUUCGCCUUCGUCCCCUAGGGUUUCUAAUGGAGAAACCGACCUCUCGUCGUCGACGCCGAAUCCUCCCAGAUCCAAGCACAGCAGUUUGGUGACUCUGGUUCUCAGUUGUACGGUCGCCGCCGGUGUCCAAUUCGGCUGGGCUUUGCAGCUUUCUCUUUUGACUCCCUAUGUACAGACACUUGGAAUAGGACACGCUUUUUCUUCGUUUAUUUGGCUCUGCGGCCCUAUUACAGGCCUGGUGGUUCAACCAUGUGUUGGCAUUUGGAGUGAUAAAUGCUUAUCGAAAUAUGGAAGAAGACGUCCCUUCAUUCUUGCUGGAUCUCUCUUGAUCUCAGUUUCUGUGAUAUUAAUCGGGUUUUCUGCAGACAUCGGAUCCUUGCUAGGAGAUACAAAAGAGCAUUGCAGAACUUUCAAAGGUACACGAACCAUGGCAGCUCUUGUCUUCAUAAUUGGGUUUUGGCUUCUUGAUCUUGCGAACAAUACUGUGCAGGGCCCGGCCCGUGCUCUCCUGGCUGAUCUAGCUGGCCCUGAUCAACGAAAUACAGCAAAUGCUGUGUUUUGCUUAUGGAUGGCUGUUGGUAACAUCCUUGGAUUCUCUGCAGGAGCUAGUGGAAAAUGGCACAAGUGGUUUCCCUUCUUGUUGAGUAGUGCUUGCUGUGAAGCUUGUGGAAAUCUUAAGGCAGCGUUUCUUGUUGCAGUGGUCUUCCUGACUUUUUCUACACUUGUAACCUUAUACUUUGCUGAAGAGGUUCCACAAACUUUCAAAGAGCCCCAUCGUAUAUCAGAUGCUGCUCCUUUGCUUGAGGAUCAACAACUAAAUGGUGUUGACCUUUCACAACUGAAAUCUGAUAUGCCUGCCCUGCAUGGUGCCAGUGGCAAGAAUGCUACGGGUGGCCACGAUGGGGAUUUAAAGCACGUGACUUCAAAAGUUGAAGAUGAUCAGAGUAAUGGCUUUAAUAUUGAUGGCCCUGGAGCCGUUUUAGUCAAUCUGUUGACCAGUCUAAGGCAUUUGCCACCUGCAAUGCAUUCAGUGCUCAUUGUUAUGGCACUUAGUUGGUUAUCCUGGUUUCCUUUCUUUCUUUUUGAUACGGAUUGGAUGGGAAGAGAGGUUUAUCAUGGGGAUCCAAAGGGGAGCUUGUCUGAAGUAGAUGCUUACGAUCAAGGUGUUAGAGAAGGUGCAUUUGGUUUGCUAUUGAAUUCAGUUGUUCUUGGAAUCAGUUCUUUCCUUAUUGAACCUAUGUGUCAGCGGAUGGGUGCAAGACUUGUGUGGGCAUUGAGCAACUUUAUCGUGUUUGCCUGCAUGGCGGGAACUGCUAUCAUAAGUCUAAUAUCAGUUGGAGAAUAUUCUAAUGGGAUUCAACACGUAAUAGGAGGGAACGAAAGUAUUAAGACUGCUUCUCUUGUCGUUUUUGCCCUUCUUGGCUUUCCACUUGCUAUUACAUAUAGUGUUCCUUUUUCAGUGACAGCACAACUGACUGCAGAUUCUGGUGGUGGCCAAGGGCUAGCUAUAGGAGUUCUGAAUCUUGCAAUUGUUGUUCCACAGAUGAUUGUCUCUCUUGGUGCUGGGCCAUGGGAUGCACUAUUUGGUGGGGGAAAUUUACCCGCCUUUGUUUUGGCCUCCGUCUCCGCACUUGCGGCUGGUGUCAUCGCAAUUCGGAGGCUACCAAAUCUAUCCAGCAGCUCGUUCAGGUCAUCUGGUUUUCAUUUUGGCUAAUCACUAUUCUUAGUCCCGAUUGUGCGUGCUUGUAAUAUCUCAUAUCAAAAGAAUUAUUGAUCAACACGAUUUCAUUCAUUCUUUUCUCACAUCUCGUGUGUGGGGUAUUGUAGCCUUUAUAGAUUGUAAAGUUUCAUUCAUAGCGAAAAGCAAAUAGAUUCAUAUAAUUGACAAGAAUAAUGUUAUUACCAAAGAAAGUACUUGCCUCGGCACUGUUUUAAUAUCUAUUCGCACUAUUCACUUUAAACCCAGUCAGCUUUCAGAUUAGCAUUGCAUGUUUUCCCAUAUGGUCUGCAGUCAUAGAUGCAAAAAUAACCUUUUUAAAAGGGAAAACCAACGUUUUAUCUAUGUCGCAAAAAAGAAAAAAAAAAAAAAAGAAAAAGAAAAGGAAGCAAAGUCUAAUUUUGAAGCUGCUUUUCCUGGAAAGGUAACGCAAGAUUUUUGAUUGUGCACGUUGUUCCUCUCAAGUCA
Morus notabilis is the source of this 2624-nucleotide messenger RNA. Its product is annotated as sucrose transport protein SUC3. NCBI's taxonomy places the organism in Eukaryota, Viridiplantae, Streptophyta, Magnoliopsida, Rosales, Moraceae. Gene Ontology annotation, biological process: transmembrane transport. The record is from RefSeq and is a predicted model, not a curated record. The coding region runs from base 297 to 2153 and encodes 618 amino acids. Gene Ontology annotation, molecular function: sucrose:proton symporter activity. The transcript has 14 exons. Gene Ontology annotation, cellular component: membrane.